CCCAAAGCCAUUUUCGGGUGUGGCGGGUUCGAGUCUCGCCUUCCCCAACUUGAGCGCUGGCUGAGGGGGACUCCAUGAACGGCCAGGAUGACUGAGGCAGAAUAUAUCCUCUGCAAGUGGAAAAAACGGUUGUGGCCAGCAAAGGUGUUGUCGAGAAGCUGCCCUUCUAGAGGACGACGGCUGGGUCCAAGGUCGGCUUCCGUUCGUGUCGAAAUCCUCGGCCUGAAUAAACAGGCGAGUGUGCGCUGUGCUGAUACGGAAGCCCUAAAGAAAGAGAGCAUCGAGGACAUUGCCUCUAAGUUAGAUCAGAGCAAGAAAAACCCGAACCCUGUGGAGGAGUUGACCUAUCGGCGAGCUCUACGGGAUGCACUGGAUAUUCUCGGUCAAGGGGCACCAUCCAAAGGAGAACCCCCUUCGAAGGGGAGAAGUGUCCAAAAGGACACACAAGAGAGAACGUUGCCUUUCUUUGUGGCUACGCGGCAGCGGCAGCUUUCCUCUCCAGAAGACCCACGUGAGAGGGAAACCGAGGCGAGCUCCGUGGGUGCGCUCACACCCCCGCGGGUUGCAUGGCUCGAAGACGAGCGAGUUGAAGGCAAAUCUGGUGGGGGCAGCAGCUCCCCUUCGCCAGCUGCCAAACGUUUGGCUCAAACGAGUACACCACUUCGCGUUUCCCGCAGGCGCCUUGCCCAGCUCGCGCCAGCAGGGCCGAAGUCGGACACGCGGCCUGGGCUGAGAAGCCACUUGAUAUGUCUUCCCGCCAAGUGUGUUUCGACUGAAUCGGAGGCAGGGGAGUCUCCGCCCAGGAAAUACGGCAAAGUCUCUGACGGCAGCCGGUGUCGCACGGGGAGGUGUUGGAAGCUAAACGGCACUGCUUCAUCUCCCUCACGGAAAAGGUGGGGCCGUGGUCGUCCGGAGAAUUUGAAUUCGGGGCCCUCUGCUGGUACAUCGCCUUCGGAACACGGGGGAGAGGAUAAAGGAGAACCGUCCCGGCAUCCAGGUUUUGAAGAUGAAGAAGGGCUUGAGUUUUCCUCUGACCUAAGGGUUAGUCCUGUGCGAGAGCUCCGUCUAAGCCCAGCUUUUAGGGAUGAUGAAGAGGAGGACGAGGAGGAAGAACUCCCCAGUUUCCUCUUGCAUCAAGAACCUUGUUCAAUCGAACAAGGAAUGCUGGUUUGGUGCAAACUUGCAAGAUACCCGUAUUGGCCAGCUGUGGUGAAAAGGGUCAAAAAGAAAGACAAGAAGGCCAACGUGGUCCUCAUAGAAAAAAGCGUGGAUGACAAAUCGAAAGGCUUCUCCGUCCCCCUCAGAAACCUGAAACACUUUGACUGCGAAGACAAACAGAAGCUGAUAGACAAAGCCGGAGAGGAAUACAACCAGGAAAUCAACUGGUGCAUUAGGCUGAUCGCGGACUACAGAAUUAGAGUAGGUUGCCAUUCUUUCGCUGGGUCCUUCUUGGAGUACUGCGCCGAUGACAUGAGCUGCCCGGUCCGCAAAGAAGCCCUCCAUCCCUCGUCCCAGCUGGCCUUCCCCCAAGCGGCAGAGACGCCCCCUCCGGAAGAGCCUCCCGUGGAGGCCACGCCCACCAAGUUGGCCAAGAAGGUCCUUCCCGACCGCAUGCGGGCCGCCAGGGACCGAGCCAACGAGAGGAUCGUGGACUUUAUCGUGAAGGCCAAAGGGGCGGACGCCCACCUCCACUCCAUCCUGCGGAGCAAGAAGCCGUCGCGGUGGCUGGCUGGCUUCCUGGACGCCGGGCCCUACGUCACCUGCAUCGAGACUUACCUGGAGGACGACGCUCAGCAAGACGUGGUGGUCAACUAUCUGCAAAAGGUUUACCAGGAGGCGUUGCCUCUCGUCAACGGCGACGGCCUCAAAUUCAUCCUCGAAGUCCUGUUUCCCGAGGCGAUCAUCUAUGCCAUUUCGGCCGUGUAUGAGAUUGACUACAAGAAGGCAGAAGCGAAAUACAUCGAGGGACCUCGAGUGACGCACAGGGAGAGAGAAAACUUUGAAGAACUUAUUCUGGAAAAGAAGAGAAGGCAGCAACGGCAGAGCCAGGAACUGCCCACGGAAGACGGCCUGUGAACCCCUUGCGCUCACCUGUGUGUCCCUAAAUAAGAUGGAAAGCAAUUAUUUUCUAUAUGAGAAACUAUUUUUUAAAUACAUAUAUAUGAAAUAUGCUUCAGUAGGUGGAUGUCAGCUCCUGCGACGCUUUUUCCGCCUGCCACAUAUCACCCUAGCUCCGGAGAGUUGACCAAAAUUAAAUAAGUGAUGAAAUAAGUUACGGAAGGCUGGGCAAACCAUUUUUAAAAGAACUGGUGGUGUUCCAAGUGAGGCUUUAGCUUCUGUGGUAUAUACGCCCACCCUGCUGUUGACUCAGCUUAAACAGGUCCGGUAGGCUUUCAAAACAGCCUCCAAAGCUAUUGAACCAGAAAGAAAAGUAAAAUAAGUGCAACCCACCAUCAGCAGCAAACUCAUCUCUUCCUUCAAAUUGCCUCCAGCUUUUGGGGGCCGUUUCCUGCACCUUAAUUUCACCCUGAUGUUUGAAAACACUAAUCUGCAUAUAUUGUUGCCUAGAUGUAAUUGCUUGUCCGGUUUAUAAAUCGCCCAUGCAGCAGUCUGGGGUAUAAAGGCAACUCCCCGCCCCCUCCAGAAAUGAAAUCGGCCUCUAAUUCCAAAUGAUUUUUAAAAUCUGUUCGAUGCAGAUCUGAUUAAAUGAGGCAAGAAUUAAACUCCGUACUGCUUCGCUUGCUACUCUGUCGAAUUUUUUUAAAAACGUGGAAGAAAAUAAACUAUCCUACAACCA
Elgaria multicarinata webbii is the source of this 2797-nucleotide messenger RNA. RefSeq names its product PWWP domain containing 3A, DNA repair factor (gene PWWP3A). The record is from RefSeq and is a predicted model, not a curated record. Lineage: Eukaryota; Metazoa; Chordata; Lepidosauria; Squamata; Anguidae. The transcript is spliced from 14 exons. The coding region runs from base 88 to 2076 and encodes 662 amino acids.